Molecule: messenger RNA, 369 nt
Organism: Miscanthus lutarioriparius
Lineage: Eukaryota; Viridiplantae; Streptophyta; Magnoliopsida; Poales; Poaceae
Source: the annotation of a GenBank genome assembly
AUGUUGGCGCCGGCCUUCUUCUUCUCCGGCGCGGGCGCGAGCGCCCCGCCCCCCGCGGCCACCGUGGCGGCGGCGAUGCUCGUACGCUGUCCUUGUCUUCUGCCAGAGAAUUACAGGAUGGAUGGCAUCGCAUUUGAUUCACGUGAAGAGAUUGGAAUCAAAUUCUUUACAGGUUCAGAUGAACAGGAGGAAUUUAUGAAAUUGUUGCUGUCUAAAUGCAACACGGUAACCCUUAAAAGGGUGGACAUUACGGUACCACUUGCCCCUAAUUCUUCGGAGAUCAAGGAGGUUGUUGAAAGGAUCCACAGCGUGUGCCAUCCUAACAGCAAGAUCCAAUUUAACGUGCACGCCAUGCCGUUGGCCUCCUAA